AUGUUGCAAGAACUGCUGUUCGCUCUGUAUGGCUUUCCUGGUGCAGUUUUUGUGGAAUCUACGGAAGAGCAUGAAGGAGAUUUGGAAUCAGUUUUAAAACCCGCCUCCGUUUAUUUACCAUCCGUUGCACAUGGGGAGUUGGCACUGUGUGCGGAUCUUUUGAAAUUGGGUAGCUGUUACAAUGUGCUGGAAAAGUUUAUUCGGCGCUACGCUGGUCCAUCAAAUAGUUUGUACAUGGCAGCCAUUGGAUUUGGCUUCGACGAUGCACUGAAACCAUAUCGACAAGUUCUCUGCACUUUGGAAUCUGAGUAUCUGGCCGAUUCUAGCUUAGAUGUGAGUCACGCUUCAUAUCGGUUACACAAGUACAAAAUUCUACUGCCGGUUUUGGCCGAGUUAGCCAAGAAAAUCGAUCGAGUCUAUCAGGCUGCGCACCUCCAAAAUAAUCCUCUUGGUUGUCGCCUUUUGGACGUGUUGCUCAACUCUGCGCCUCCGGGCCUCCCGGGACCUAGAAGUGUUGUGCGAAAGCUGUUGGCUCGAGGGAUGCUCGUAUUUCACCGUCAGAUUUCCUCUUGGUUGUUGUACGGGGUUCUUCAUGAUCCACAAAAUGAAUUUUUUGUAGAGCGAACCGGUGACACUACGGAAACUUUGACGUCUGACGGGUGCCGCUCAAAUGUUGACGAGACUGUUUUUACGCACGGAGCAGCAGAUUCUGAUUAUAAAGAUGUAUCAUUUUCGUUAUCGGUCAACCGAAUCCCCUCAUUCUUACCUACGACAUUUGCACAACAGGUUCUGUUCGCUGGUGAGGCGGUUUAUCACGCUACCCGACGUUCCAUCGGGCCGCAGGCGCACACCGUAUUAGUGACUGAUUUAGAGAACACAUUUGCAGACCGUUUCAGACAAAUGUCUGACGCACUUCGCAUCAGUUUGAACGCAGAUGACAAUACGAACGAGUCAGAGGGCGUGAAAAAUUUAAUUGAUACAAACCCGCUUCAACAAGCAGUUUCUGAGGUCCGCUCUUUUGUCUCGCGUCAAGUGUGGUGCGAUCUUGUGGAAAAGCAUAAUCUACUUGAUUAUUUGCGGUUGGUCAAAGAUAUUGCGCUUCUGGGUCGUGGAGAAUUGUUCUUGUCGUUUUUGGACCAAUUNNNNCCAAUUGAGUACCGUUCAUGCGUUCGGUAA
Molecule: messenger RNA, 1176 nt
Organism: Echinostoma caproni
Lineage: Eukaryota; Metazoa; Platyhelminthes; Trematoda; Plagiorchiida; Echinostomatidae
Source: the annotation of a GenBank genome assembly